AAAAGCAAGCGCUAAGUGAAGAGCUAAGAAGCGACAAAUUUUCCAAGUGAUAAUUUUCCCAAAGCAAUUUUCAAGUGAUUUGUUCGUGUGUGCAUUAAUUUAAGCAAGAUGCCGGAAGAAAACCAAAAUGGAGAUGUGGAAACCUUCGCCUUCCAGGCGGAAAUCGCCCAGUUGAUGAGUCUGAUCAUCAACACCUUCUACUCGAACAAGGAAAUUUUCCUUCGGGAGUUGAUUUCCAAUUCGUCAGAUGCGUUGGAUAAAAUCCGUUACGAGUCCUUGACCAACCCUUCCAGACUCGAUUCAGGCAAAGAACUCUACAUCAAGAUCAUCCCUAACAAGAAUGACGGGACCUUGACCAUUAUUGACACCGGGAUCGGGAUGACUAAAGCCGAUUUGGUCAAUAACUUGGGCACCAUCGCCAAGUCCGGCACCAAAGCCUUCAUGGAGGCCCUCCAAGCUGGGGCUGACAUCAGCAUGAUCGGUCAAUUCGGUGUUGGUUUCUACUCGGCUUACUUGGUAGCAGACAAGGUCACAGUCGUUUCGAAGAAUAACGAUGAUGAGCAAUACGUUUGGGAGUCGUCAGCUGGUGGUAGCUUCACUGUAACACAAGACCGUGGCGAGCCUUUGGGCCGUGGCACCAAGAUUGUCCUUCACAUGAAAGAGGACCAAACCGAAUUUUUGGAAGAACACAAAAUUAAAGAAAUUGUAAAGAAACACUCGCAGUUCAUUGGCUAUCCCAUCAAAUUGGUCGUGGAGAAGGAACGCGAGAAGGAGUUGAGCGACGAUGAGGCCGAAGAAGAGAAGAAGGAGGAAGAAGGCGAAGACAAGGAUAAAGAUAAGCCAAAGAUUGAGGAUGUAGGCGAGGACGAAGAUGAAGACACGAAGAAGGAAGAUAAGAAAAAGAAGAAGACUAUUAAGGAGAAAUACACAGAAGAUGAAGAAUUGAACAAAACCAAGCCGAUUUGGACAAGAAACGCUGACGAUAUCAGUCAGGAAGAAUACGGAGAGUUUUACAAAUCGUUGACUAAUGAUUGGGAGGACCAUUUGGCCGUCAAACACUUUAGUGUUGAGGGUCAAUUGGAGUUCCGUGCCCUCCUCUUUGUCCCACGUCGCGUUCCAUUCGAUCUUUUCGAAAAUAAGAAGCGCAAGAAUAAUAUUAAAUUAUACGUGAGGAGGGUUUUCAUUAUGGACAACUGCGAAGAACUCAUCCCCGAAUAUUUGAACUUUAUCAAGGGUGUCGUCGAUUCGGAAGACUUGCCUUUGAACAUUUCCCGUGAGAUGUUGCAACAAAAUAAGAUCUUGAAGGUCAUUCGUAAGAAUUUGGUCAAGAAAUGCCUAGAGUUGUUCGAGGAGUUGGCCGAGGAUAAGGACGGCUACAAGAAAUUCUACGAACAGUUCUCGAAGAAUAUUAAAUUGGGUAUUCAUGAAGACUCGCAAAACCGGGCCAAAUUGUCCGAAUUGCUCCGUUAUCACACUUCUGCAAGUGGCGAUGAGGCUUGCUCUUUGAAGGACUACGUGAGCCGCAUCAAGCCUAACCAGAAACACAUUUAUUACAUUACUGGCGAAAGCAAGGAGCAAGUGGCGAAUUCGUCGUUCGUUGAGAGGGUCAAGAAGCGCGGUUUCGAGGUCGUUUACAUGACUGAGCCCAUUGAUGAAUACGUCGUACAACAAAUGAAAGAAUUCGACGGCAAAACUCUCGUUUCGGUCACAAAGGAAGGUCUCGAAUUGCCUGAAGACGAAGAAGAGAAGAAGAAGCGCGAAGAAGACAAAGCCAAAUUUGAAGGACUUUGCAAGGUUAUGAAGAGUAUCCUCGAUAAUAAGGUUGAGAAGGUCGUGGUAUCGAACCGUCUAGUCGAAUCUCCCUGCUGUAUUGUUACGUCGCAGUAUGGCUGGACCGCCAACAUGGAACGUAUCAUGAAAGCCCAAGCUUUGAGAGACACCUCCACUAUGGGCUACAUGGCGGCCAAGAAACACCUCGAAAUCAACCCCGACCAUUCAAUCAUCGAGAAUUUGAGGCAGAAGGCUGAGGCUGAUAAGAAUGACAAGGCUGUUAAAGACUUGGUUAUUCUUUUGUUUGAAACCGCUUUACUCAGCUCUGGGUUCACCUUGGAUGAGCCUCAAGUCCACGCAUCCAGGAUCUACAGGAUGAUCAAGCUGGGUCUGGGUAUUGAUGAGGAGGAAGCCAUGAUCACCGAAGAUGCACAAGGAGGCGAUGCACCCUCUGCUGAUGCCGCCGAGUCCGAGGACGCGUCGAGGAUGGAGGAAGUUGAUUAAGUGUUCGAAUGUUAGGACAUGUGUUCUAGUAUGUUCUAAUUGUCAUUCCUAGUGUUUUUUUAUAUUUCUUAAUUAUUUUUAUAAAAAAUGAAGUAUUAUUUUGGCGGCCUACCGCCGCCGUGUUAACACCUGUAAAAGUCUGAGUUCGUUUUUUGUGAAUAAAAUUGAUUUAAUUAA
Messenger RNA from Tribolium castaneum (red flour beetle), 2451 nucleotides. It is a transcript of the gene Hsp83, whose product is annotated as Heat shock protein 83. Gene Ontology annotation, biological process: cellular response to heat; protein folding; protein stabilization. NCBI's taxonomy places the organism in Eukaryota, Metazoa, Arthropoda, Insecta, Coleoptera, Tenebrionidae. Gene Ontology annotation, molecular function: ATP binding; disordered domain specific binding; ATP-dependent protein folding chaperone. Bases 109 to 2274 code for a protein of 721 amino acids. Gene Ontology annotation, cellular component: cytosol; protein-containing complex; plasma membrane. The record is from RefSeq and is marked validated. The transcript has 2 exons.